Messenger RNA from Pistacia vera, 1432 nucleotides. Its product is annotated as transcription factor HHO5-like. Lineage: Eukaryota; Viridiplantae; Streptophyta; Magnoliopsida; Sapindales; Anacardiaceae. Gene Ontology annotation, molecular function: DNA-binding transcription factor activity; DNA binding. The transcript is spliced from 5 exons. Gene Ontology annotation, biological process: regulation of DNA-templated transcription. The coding region runs from base 163 to 1101 and encodes 312 amino acids. The record is from RefSeq and is a predicted model, not a curated record.
UUCUACUGUGUUUACGUUACGGAAUCCUUGCGUUUUGAAUCUAAUAUAAUAAACUAUCCUCUUCCCAAUAUAAAUGCACAUACAGGGUUAGUUUCGUUGUCAUCCUUAUCUCCCUUAAGUUAUUAAAGAAGACAAAAAACACAGUAGCUACAGCAAGCACCCAUGGAACUCAUGAACCUUGAUUUAAACUUGGAUUUUGUUCCUCAAAAAAUUAAUGAUUUUCUUGGGGAAGUUGCAAGAACCAGAGGGAGAUCUCAGAGGUUAUUCAUGCUUGGUGAUUACUGUAAGAGAUUGGAGGAUGAGGUGAAGAAGAUCCAAGGUUUUGAACGUCAGCUUCCUCUCUGCAUGCUUAUCUUAAAGGAUGCUAUUGAGAGGGUGAAGAAGGAGUUAAUGCAGUGCUCAAAACCGCAACAACGCUCUAAAACUCAAAAAUUCAUGGACUUGAAGGGUGAUUCAGAAGAAGAAGUUGAAAGGAUAGGUUUAAAUGACUCCAGUUCUAAAAGAGAGUGGAUGAGUUCUGCUCCGAUUUGGGGCUCUGAUAUCAACGAUGAUCUCAAACAGGUGUACUCAGCAUCAGAAACAAAUAUGGAAAGUGAAGAAGAAGAUCUGUCUGCUAUCGAGAACCCAGUUCAGGUUAGUGAUGACAGGAACAGAGAGGCGGCAUUUGAGGAAGAAUCUGAUAGAGAGGUUGUAGUUGAACAAGGAAAGGAGGUUUCACUAGCUCUUGCCACCCGUCGAGGCAAAGUUAGCCGAAUGAAGUUCGUGUACACAGCAGAACAACUGUUAUUUGUGCCCAAGAAAGCAAGGAGGACCUGGCCGCCUGAACUUCACAGGCUCUUUUUGGAUGCACUUGAACAUCUUGGAGGAUGGCAAGCCACUCCUAAGAAAAUAAAAGAAUACAUGAAAGUUGAAGGGCUCACGUCUGAUGAAGUAAAAAGCCAUCUGCAAAAAUACAGACUUCACGUCAGAAAUUCUUCAGUUACCAAAGUAAAUGAAAUAUGGAUGGCUCAUGGAGAGCUAACAAACCUGAGCAUGUUCAGGGCUUGUUCUCCACAGUGCCUUGCCCUUGGAAGAAGGCCUGAAGCUCAUCAUCAAGACUGAUGAUGGUUGGGAACCGAGACUGGGCCACGAUCAUCCCCUAUGAAUUUUGCAGAGAUGAAAAUAUUUAUAUGAACGUGGAAGUCAUAUUAUUACCAUAAAUAAAUACAUAAUAUAGCUGACUAGCAGAGGGCUUUAAUUUAAACACAGCACUUUCGAAAGGAGAUUUGCAGUUGCCGACAUCAUGAAACAAAUUAGUUGUCUCCUUAAUUUGUUCCUCUGUUAUUUAAGAAUAACGGUUACUGUUAUGUUAUGUGUUAAUGUUUGUCUAUGGAUUUGUAAGGAUAUUUCUAGAGUAUUUUCUAUAUAAUGUAUGUUUAAUCUAAACUUUGAU